This is a messenger RNA of Brassica napus (rape), 806 nucleotides long. RefSeq lists its product as uncharacterized. The record is from RefSeq and is a predicted model, not a curated record. Lineage: Eukaryota; Viridiplantae; Streptophyta; Magnoliopsida; Brassicales; Brassicaceae. The transcript has 3 exons. The coding region runs from base 142 to 537 and encodes 131 amino acids.
AAAAAGUUACAUCUUCUUCUUCUGCAUAACACUCGUUUCGUUUCCCGCUCUAUAUUUUCUUAGGGCCAUUCUCUCUCUCGAUUCCACUUCCACGGAUACGAUUCCUUCGUUCUUAGCCGCGUUUCCAGUUUAAAGACAUCAAUGUCUGGUGAAUCAGCAGUUGGUGAAAGUGUCUCAUUCGCUGAACUCGAGAUUCUGAAAGGAAAGCACGAGACUUUGUUGAGGGAGCAUGAAACCUCAAUCUCAACAAUCGAGCUUCUCGAGAAGAAGCUGAAAGAGGCGUUGCUGGUUGAGCAAAAGGGUGAGUAUUGGGAGAAGAAGUAUCUUGAACUGCUGAAGAAGCUAGAGACCGUUGAGAACAGUAUCAAAGACUUGAUGUAUUCUGAAGUGGCCGGCGAGGAUUCAGGGGCUGCAGCACUUGGAGAGGAUCGUAAAGUUGUGAUUGUGCUCAGUGAUGACGAUGAAGGGGACGGAAGCGAGAGCAGUGGAGGAGACAGUGACUCUGAGAACCAAGAAAAUUUAUCCUUCUAUCUUUGAUCAAGAACUUGGAAUCAUUGUAGGAGAUGGAGAAGUAGAGAGUAAGUAGUAGUAGUAGUAGUAAGUUGGCUGUUUAGUUAUGACUAUGAAUCUCCGAUGUGUUGUUGUUGUUUUGGCUUUCGGAGUUAGGAUGUUAAGAGAUGAUAGUUUGUAUGUUAAGUGGAUUUUUAGCCUAACAAAAGGUUGCAAGAGAGGCAGCUUCCAUCCUCAAAACUAUGUUCAGACUGUUCUAGUUAUAGCAGUUAAACAAGAGAUGAGAUCAAGAAACU